UCAAUUGAGUCCCGCGCUCGACACCGUCAUGACCACGAGUGACUUGGCCACCCGGCCCAUCUCGCGAUGCAGAGGCUGUCUUGACAAGCAGCUGGCAGGGCCGCCGACUUCGCUUCUUGUCGGCCAUCUCGCCACUCGCAUCAUCGCCACUUGGGAGUGUGGGAUGGCAGCGGGGGCGGGUUUGGGGGGCGGGUCGUGUUGUGGCCUGGUGGUGGGUGCGUGCAGAGGGCCGGUGGGUGUCCUGACGCGCGGCUGCUUGUCAUGGGCCUCGUGGUGGGUGUUGCUGCCGCUGAGCAGAGGCUGCUGGGGUGCAGCAGGCUCCUCCAGCAGCCUGAGAGCCUCGAACAGCAACAGCAGGGCCGGUGGGUGGACCAU
Messenger RNA from Vitrella brassicaformis, 375 nucleotides. Lineage: Eukaryota; Vitrellaceae. The record is from the annotation of a GenBank genome assembly.